Messenger RNA from Aspergillus steynii IBT 23096, 803 nucleotides. RefSeq lists its product as uncharacterized. The transcript has a single exon. The record is from RefSeq and is a predicted model, not a curated record. Bases 201 to 692 code for a protein of 163 amino acids. Lineage: Eukaryota; Fungi; Ascomycota; Eurotiomycetes; Eurotiales; Aspergillaceae.
AUUGAGGAAUAGGCUCUUCCGGAGAAUUGCCUGCCUGGCCACUCCGUCCGACUCGACCCAAGGAUGCGGCAGCCUUAAGGUUCAGGCAUCCACGGCAUGAAGUGGCGUGACUGACCAAUGAGACCCCGCGGCGCUUCCUUGCAGCCGCGACGCAAGGGAGGAUUUUCGAAGGGCUCAAGGUGUUUCCGCUGGUAGGAGACAUGAGUGUGACCAGCUGGAUGGACUUCAUGUAUGGUCAAGCCCACCGUGAGCCAAUGGUCCCGUUAUUUGGUGUUUCGCCUGUCAACCUUAUCCCCAGUGGAGAAGACUGGAGGGGUGAAAUCCCGCACUCUGACUCGAGGACUACCGAAGGACGGGCUGAGCCCGCCCACCAGAAAGUAUGGCCGCGAUCAGACAUUUCCUCCCCGAGAAUGAAUCACGCCUCAAAAACUCGAGAGUCCUGUGGCGGCAGCUGCCCUCGCCUGUUAGAACCGCUUGGGGACGUCAUUGGGAGGCCGGAACGAAACGUGCCAGCCCGCCAAGUCAGUAAGACCUCCCUAGUAGCUUUGAACGGUUCCAGAUUCGUCCGUCUCCUUGCCGUCGCCCAUGGACCCUAUCUCGAAGUGGAUAGCCAGGUCGGUUGCACCCCGGGGAGAAAGUACCGAGAUUGGCUCCCCUCACUUCCCAAGACAGGCGUCUCUGCGAGGGCUUAAACGGUCGCGAACGUCGCGCCAUCCGGACAUGCAUGUAGAUCCCUCGACCGUUACUUUCUCUUCCCACCCCCCUUCUUCACCCUCUCUUCAAGCCCCCUCCCUUUCUCACUC